Molecule: messenger RNA, 2348 nt
Organism: Neoarius graeffei (lesser salmon catfish)
Lineage: Eukaryota; Metazoa; Chordata; Actinopteri; Siluriformes; Ariidae
Gene: pla2g7
Product: phospholipase A2, group VII (platelet-activating factor acetylhydrolase, plasma)
Exons: 12
Coding region: 396-1607 (403 amino acids)
Molecular function (GO): 1-alkyl-2-acetylglycerophosphocholine esterase activity
Source: RefSeq, a predicted model, not a curated record
GCUGCGCACAUCAACAUUAAACACAAUCGCAUUCCUUACCUUUCAGUGCAUAUAUGUUUGCUUUAGCUCAUUCAACACAGAGACAUAUUCUCUUGUUAAAUCGACUACACAGUUCCCUAUUUUUAAGGAGGAAAACAUACAUUAUCAUCACAGUUAGCUAACAGAAGACGAACAUGGAGGCGUUUAUGGUUUUUCGUCAUUCCGAGCUCCGACUUCCAAGGAGUUCAGUCGAACACGGUAGAAUGAGCGCCUGACAGUGUAAAGUUCGGGAAACAUACAAGUAGAUUUCCCCAAAAGUGCCGGCGAUCAAGAAAAUACAAGACUGGGUUCAUUUCAGCAUCAGAAAAUCACGUUGGGCAAAUUUGAGGAAGUGGAACCAGCCAACGUUUGCUUAAAUGGGAAAUUUAGUAGGGCAGAACAGCUUGGGAAUUCCUCGAGGAAAAGGACCACACCAGGUUGGAUGCACAGACUUAAUGGUGGGACACACAAUACAGGGAAUCUUCUUCAGACUUUACUAUCCAUGCCAAGCACCAGAGGGUUCUGAUGAGCCACACUGGAUCCCAUGCAGAGAAUACUUCAAUGGCCUUGCUGACUUCAUGAAAAUGAGCCGAGCACUGAGUGAAAGAAUUUUUAACUACCUCUUUGGCUCUUACAAAAUCCCAGCAGCAUGGAAUGCCUCUUUUAAAACCGAUGGAAAAUACCCAGUAAUUAUUUUCUCUCAUGGUCUGGGAGCAUUCAGGACACUGUAUUCAGCAAUAUGUGUCGAGUUGGCCUCACAGGGCUUUAUUGUUGCUGCAGUGGAACACAGAGACGAAUCAGGUUCAGCAACCUUCUACUACAAAGAGAAGAGUGAAGGGAAACAAAGCAGUCAGGCAUCAUGGGAAACAUUCCGGCCUGUGUCGGAUAAUUUGGUGGAAGAGUGGAUGUACUACAGACCACCAAAAACAGGCGAGAGUGAAUUUCUUCUAAGAAACAAUCAAGUGAAACAAAGGGCAGAUGAGUGCAUUAAAGCUUUGGAUCUUCUUAUCAACAUAAAUUCAGGAAAACAUGUAGAAAAUGUCUUACUAUCUGAAUUUGACUGGUCAAAAUUGAAGAACUCUAUGGACUUGUGUAGAAUAGCAGUCAUGGGCCAUUCCUUUGGUGGGGCCACAGUGAUCGAGUGUUUGUGUAAAGAAGUCAAAUUCAAGUGUGGCAUUGCAUUGGACACAUGGAUGUUUCCCCUUGAAGAGGAAAUUUUUCCAAGUGUGAAACAGCCCAUUUUUUUCAUUAACUCUGAAAAGUUCCAGUGGGCUGGGAACAUUAUUCGCAUGAAGAAGUUGGAUUCUGCUCUCAUUCCAAGAAAAAUGAUCACCAUCAUGGGAGCUGUGCAUCAGAGCUUCCCAGAUUUCACCUUUCUCACAGGUAACUGCAUUGGGAAGAUCCUGGCGCUGAAGGGAGAAAUUGAUCCUCACAUAGCAAUGGAUUUAUGCAACAAAGCCUCAUUAGCAUUCCUUCAACAACACUUAUCUCUGGAGAGAGACUUCAAUCAGUGGGCUCAUUUAAUUGAUGGAAAAGAUGACCACCUGAUUCCAGGCACUAACAUCACUCUGCUUCAAUCCUCGAUCUAAUAAUUUGUUAAAAAAGAAACGUCCAAUGACUGGUUGUAAUCUUCAUAUUUUUUGUUGCUAUGCAGCAAACAAAUGGAGAAAAGUAUAUUCCCAACGUAUUACAUUGUUGAAGUAAAUUGAAUUUAAUUUGUAUAGCUGAAUUUUGACUGCAUUGCAUGAAAAUCCACCAGGUUGGACCAAGUGAAUCAAAUAUUUUAAAAUUAUUUAAAUUGAGUGAAUUACAGAUUCUUAUACAGUACAUGAUUAGUGUGUUUAAGUCAACCACGGAGUUAUUCUGUUCAGAGCCACAUACCGUCUGAGGUUCUACAUUUUUCUGGCCCAGCUGGUCUUGUGCUUUGUUUCUACAGCCAUGAUACACAGCAUUUAAUUUGUUAUAACAAGCCUCAUAUUUUCACGUUCAAUAUUAAUUUGUGAUGCUGCUGUUACUGCGAAAUAAACAGUUCACAGUUUGACUGGUUGGGACUGAAGAAGUCAUCGGACAGUCUGAAGAUUCAGCUUUAAAUGAGCUACAAUGUCAUCUGUGUAAAGCUUUUACACUAUAAAAUGCUUAAUCAGAAUAAAAAUGUCAACUGGUUAUAUUUUAAAUGAUUUAUAAAGAAACUCAUUUUAUUUGAAGUGUUGUCACUUGUAUGAGAAGCUAAACAUUGUAACACUAACACAUGAAACAGCUGCAUAAUAAUAGGGCCAUUUCAUGCUUGAAUUUUUUUGUACAAUUUAUAUUAAAUUUUACAUUAAUGUCCA